AUGCACUAUGACUUCUUCUUGACAAACAUAAAGAAUCUUACCGAAAUAAAGAUGUAUGAUUUAACAGAAUAUGAAGGCUUAACGAUGUCAGAUGUAAAGAAAGGCAAACCAAAAAAGAGACCAUAUAGAGAUGAAAGCACACUGACAAAUGACCAGAAAGCCAUUUUGGAAGCUCUUAAGCAAACAGGAAACCCAGCACUUAUAGAAAGCUUUUGGAAAGAUAAUGGUGAAAAGAAGUUUUAUAAGAAGAGAAGCGGUCAGUUCUGGAAGUAUCUUUGCACAUUACCUAUAAAUCUUGAACGCUACCAAAUCUUCAAUGAACUGAACAAAAGAACUGCAACACUUAUGACAGAGGACAAUUGUUUCGUUUAUGCUUGCAUUCAGGCUGGAGUAAAUGAAGAAACUAUUGACCACAUGAGAGAAGUCAUUCGUGUUAGAGACUUUCCUCAAAGUAAAGUACAAGAAAUUUCUGACGCAACAGGUAUAGCAUUUAAUGUUACCAUUGGUUAUUUCAAUGACUCAAGACAUAAUGAAAUAAAGAGAUAUAUACCAAAAGAAUGCGAAACUGUUAGAACUAUUGACUUACUUCUUGUUGAAGACCACUACAUGCUAAAUGAAAGACUUCCAAUGACAACAUACUUCAUUCGAAACUAUAAAGAAAUUCUCAAAGCUUGUGGUGGAAUGAACAUUGAGAAACAGAUGAAGAUUUAUACAAAGAGAGAAGAUAAAUAUGUAGUUCGUUAUGAUAGAACAACACCGUUAUGGGAUGUUAUGAAAACAUUGUGGGAGUGCAAAUAUUUCGAACCUAUUUCUUAUGGAGAACUUUUCACAUAUACUACUGACUUAUAUAAACAGAACCUUGCACCAUUUAAAGAUUUGACAUAUGCUCCAAAGUAUUGUGUACAACUGAAGAAGAAAGCAGAGUCAAAAGAAGUAA
This is a messenger RNA of Trichomonas vaginalis G3, 937 nucleotides long. Its product is annotated as organellar and viral DNA polymerase type B. The transcript has a single exon. The record is from RefSeq and is a predicted model, not a curated record. NCBI's taxonomy places the organism in Eukaryota, Parabasalia, Trichomonadida, Trichomonadidae. The annotation marks the transcript as partial.